This is a messenger RNA of Protopterus annectens (West African lungfish), 1354 nucleotides long. It is a transcript of the gene PLA2G1B, whose product is annotated as phospholipase A2 group IB. The record is from RefSeq and is a predicted model, not a curated record. The coding region runs from base 325 to 780 and encodes 151 amino acids. The transcript is spliced from 5 exons. Gene Ontology annotation, molecular function: calcium ion binding; phospholipid binding. NCBI's taxonomy places the organism in Eukaryota, Metazoa, Chordata, Ceratodontiformes, Protopteridae. Gene Ontology annotation, biological process: lipid catabolic process; arachidonate secretion; phospholipid metabolic process.
GGCUCCAUUUGACCAUGAUAUAUUUCUGAAGUAAAUACUUUGUUUCUUCCUCUUCCACGUGUCUGUGUGUCCAUGCAUGAAAACAUGGUACAGGACUGGAGGAAACUAAAUAAGAAACUACAGACAAGACUGGAGAGAAUCACAGUCAUUUUUAAAAUAACAUCAGCCUAGUUAUGCAGUAGUACAAUGCAGUGCAGAGAUUUGCAGUGGCAAUUUUUUUUUUUGUUUAAUUGAACCCAGCGAACUGGAUUAAUCACAACAAGUGAAUCAGUCUGGACAUUGUGGACAACCGGACUAAAGGAAUUAAAGGAAACCAGGAAGUGCAUGAGGAGAAACUGCAAUCCCUCAGAGAGGCAUGGAGUACGCAAGGGGUCAGCUGUCACCAGUGCCAAUGGUAACACCAAAGCAAUUUGGCAAUUCCGUGAAAUGAUCAAGUGUGUCCUUCCAGCCAGCUCCCCAAUUCUUGAAUUCAAUGACUACGGAUGCUAUUGUGGAUUUGGGGGUUCUGGCACCCCUGUUGAUCAGCUAGACAGAUGCUGCCAGACACACGACAGCUGUUAUAAACAAGCAAAAUCCCACUCGGCAUGCAUACCUGUGAUAGACAACCCAUACACAAACACCUACUCUUUCACCUGCUCUGGGGGCAAACUCACCUGUAACAGUGGAAAAGUGUGUGACCAGUUCAUCUGUGAGUGUGAUCGUAUAGCAUCAGUUUGCUUUGCUGGUGCACCCUACAACAAGGAAUACAAGAACCUUGACAAAAAUAAAUACUGCAAAUAGGAUGGCACUUCAACAAUCCUGAUCAUUGGUGGUGGUGGUGGUGUGGUCGUGGGUGUGUGUGUGUGUGGGGGGGGAUUAUAUCAGAAAAAUGCAAAAUAAAUACUGCAAAUAAUAAAUAUAUUUAAUAAAGAGAGGGAACAGACCCAUAAAUGCAACAAUCGUGAAUAUUAAAAAACUUUCUCUUUAAACCCCCAUGAAUUGCAUUAAAGCUGACAGAAGUGACAACCUGAAGAAGACAGAUUAGCAAGAUCAUUCUCUCCAGCAGUUAUAUUUUUCUCACAAAUGAAAAAAGAUACAGGUUUUAUAUGUUGUCUUCUUUACAUGAGAAAAGGUUUAAUUCUUAUACUUGUAAAAUGCCCACUGAGAUAUACGGAAAUACUAUUUAAUAUCAUUCUAAUAAAUCUACACACUAAUCUAGAAUAUUCUCACAGCAGACAACGUCAAUGGAAGAUGUCAAAAUGUUAAACGUGUUGCAAUGUGCUUUUAAAUUCAAAAGUGCAUAAAACACUGGAAUAACACACAGGGUAAUUGUAACAAUACUUUUUUUGGGGGGGACAAAUAGCAGGUGUUGAUA